Mizuhopecten yessoensis (Yesso scallop) is the source of this 1556-nucleotide messenger RNA. RefSeq lists its product as uncharacterized. NCBI's taxonomy places the organism in Eukaryota, Metazoa, Mollusca, Bivalvia, Pectinida, Pectinidae. The coding region runs from base 41 to 1228 and encodes 395 amino acids. The record is from RefSeq and is a predicted model, not a curated record. The transcript is spliced from 7 exons.
AGCACUGGUAGUACAGUCGAGCUCAACAGGCUCUCUGGAAAUGAUUAACUUGAUAAAGAACAUCACCGAGAAAAUAGCAGAGGACAUCUUUGAUAAAUUAUGCGCAAACGUAGCACAGUUGUCCCAGUGUGCAGCCGACCCCGCCUUCAUCAGCUCAAUCAAACCUGACGAUACGAACUUGAAAGCCUUAUUCAACCUUAACCACGUGGGAACCUUCAUUACUCGUAUGUGCGCGUUGAAGAAUGACUUGUAUGCUAAUAAGAAUUGUCCAUCGGAUAUUAUAAUACCUAUUGGUGUGUGCGCUUAUCUGCCCACAAUCUGGGAUAGCAGCUCGACAGAGAUCCCUCUGUUCAGUGGGACAGUGAUAUCAGACACUCAAGUUAACUCCUUCUGCCCCAAAAUGGGGGAUCUUUUCCGAUGUGCUGCGAUUCAGGUAGCUCCGUGCAAUCCCAGUCUUGCGGCUAUGGUCAAAUCCCUGAGCACCGACCUCCUGAUCACAACUUGUAGUAACCUGGCUAUGGAGGGGGCUCAGUACCCUACAUCGUCCCCUUUGCUAGUGUGUGCUGUGCCACAUGUGACCAAGGUCCUUCCUUUGGCGGUGACUGUUGAAAGUAUCCCAGGCGAUCCAACCACCUUCCAGAUACAGGAACUUAUCGGAGACGCCAUUAAUAUAGCAUGCGCUAUCCUUCCAGACUACUUCAUGUGUGUUAGGGAGGAGUUGCCAUCAUCCAAAAACAGAUUCGACAUGUUCAUCAAGGAACUUAUUGACGUCAACCAAUUUACUUACGGUACAGCCAUUGCCAACCUGAUGUGUGACGCUGGCAGAGUGAAAGCGAUAACAGAUAUGAUCCCCUGUGUAAUCACCAAGGCAAUAGACAUCGAAGCGUGUGGAACUGCAGAGCGCAUUAUGGUAUUUGACAAUUUCAAUAUCACCAACCUUGCUCAUGAUGCCAACAAAGACCGGCAAGAGUUCUGUGGACCCAUCAAGGAACUCGCCAUGUGUAUCUUUGACGCCAUUUUGGUGCCGUGUAAUGCGGACGUCGGCGCCUUCGCCAAAGAGGCGUUCUAUUGGGCGAUGCAGACCGAUUGUUAUGGCGCCAGGAAUGGAACGUUUCAGAAAGUCAUUGACGAGCAAAAACGAAAUGGCGGCACUCCAGUCGCAAUCGGCAACGCCAGAAUCUACUGGCUUGGCGUUCUACUGGCCAGUGUCCUUAUUUAUCGGGCAUAACCAAGUGAGACCUUUAACCUUUUAAACAAAGUCUACAUUUGCCAAUAUUUAAUAUUCCUUAAAUGAAUCUAGGAUACGAACGGCUGGGAUUAUAUCUAUAGUGUGAUUGAGACUGUCAUCAAUGGCAUUGUUUACCGUAGAAAGUGAUAAUGAUGAUAAACCAACACGGAGAUACGUUACAUUCAACAGUGAUCGCAACAUUGAUUCAGGAAGCAAGCCGCUGUUGAGGCUUACCCAAACUUCCCAAAAUAUCAUGAUUGACUUGUUUGGUGUGCAUUUUAGUGAUACAGAAGAAAUCCAGAACUUUGUAAAUACUGUUCACCGUGCU